Messenger RNA from Funneliformis mosseae, 243 nucleotides. NCBI's taxonomy places the organism in Eukaryota, Fungi, Glomeromycota, Glomeromycetes, Glomerales, Glomeraceae. The record is from the annotation of a GenBank genome assembly.
UAUUCUUUAAUUCACAAUCUUUCAAAACCAGUACUUAGAAUGUUAUAUUAUAAUCUAUCUAGUGAUACUUCAUUGGCAAAUGAUAAAAUAAGCAAAGAAAUAGAAGAAAGAUUACGUCUUAUAAUAUUAUUAAAAGAUCCUUCUAUAAUAAUUGAUUUAAGAACUAGUAAUAGAUUUCAAGGAUCAAAAUUUGACAUAUUUUGGGAUGAACUUAACAGAUAUUUUAAUGAGAUUAUUAAAUAA